AUGGAAGGUCUCGGUGUCGCCGCAAACGUCAUUGCCGUCGUCGAUCUCUCCGUCAAGAUCAUUGCAUGGCUGUCCGAGUACGCGCAGGAUGUCAAGAACUCCAAGCCCGAGCGAGCGAGGCUGCUGCAGGCCGCCACGCAGCUGAACUCGGUUUCACAACAUGUUCAACAAUUACUGCAGAGCCCGCGCGGGGCGAAACUGCACGCCUCGAGGAAGCUCGCCCAGGCAAUGGGUGACGGCAAGGCGCAGCUCUUCUGGCUGGAGGGGCUGCUGUCGAACCGUGGGAGAUUCAGCAGUUUGAUGUGGUCUUUCCAGAAGAAAAAGGUCGAAGAAGCGAUCCUGGAACUGGAGCGAUGCACGGGGAUCGUUCAUAACGUCCUCCAGGUGGACGUCGCCGACGUGAUCCUCAAAAUGGACGACAAGGCCGAAAACGACCGACGACGAGUAGAAGUUGAUCGAAGGAGAAUGGAGGUCGACCGACAGAGAAUAGCCAUCGACCGACUCCCCUUCGCCGACGGUGCCUCAUUCGACUCUCGAGCCGAACAACACAACCCGACCUGCCUACAAAAUACCCGAGUGGAACUCCUCAACCACAUAAACAAUUGGAUCCACGACCCCAAUGGCAAAACAAUAUUCUGGCUCAAUGGCAUGGCGGGGACGGGAAAGUCCACCAUAUCGCGCACAAUCGCCCGUUCACUUGCCAGCCACGGUCUGCUUGGAGCCAACUUUUUCUUCAAGAGGGGUGAGACAGAUCGAGGCAACUUGGCCAAGCUUUUCACCACGAUAGCACGCCAAUUGGCCCUUAGUCAACCAGCACUGGGUCCAAAGAUCAAGGAGAGGUUCGAUUCCGAUCCUACCAUUGUCGGAAAGGCCGCGCAAGUACAGUUCAAGACCCUUAUUCUUGACGCCUUCUCCGCUUGCGCCCACCUGUUUAGAGAUGGGACACCACUUGUAAUUGUGAUCGAUGCCCUGGACGAAUGCGAACGAGACGAAGACAUCAAGCUCAUCAUCAACCUCUUUUCGCAAACUCGAGAUGUUCAGCGCCCACGGCUCCGAGUCUUUGUCACCAGUCGACCAGAGUUGCCAGUGCGACUUGGCUUCAGCGCUGUCGAGGGCAGGUGGCAAGACUGUAUCCUCCACGAGAUCCCUCGUCGCGUCGUCGAGCGCGACAUUUCUCUUUUCCUUCAGUACCAACUCAGCGAGAUACGGACAGGGUGGAAUUCCUCCGUCACCAAGAACCGUCAACUGCCUCCAAAUUGGCCCAAGCCUACCGAGAUCCAAUCACUCACCGAAAGCGCCGUCCCUCUCUUCAUUUUUGCAGCAACCAUCUGCCGUUUCAUCAACGAUCGGAAGCAUGGUAGUCCCGCCCGACAGCUGGAAAAGGUGUUGCAACACCAGAGCAGGAGAGGUGCUUCCAAGAUGCACAUCAUCUACUCACCAGUUCUGAGCCAACAGCUGGCCGAUGCAUCCGCCGAUGAGAGGCAACACAUCAUUGAAGAGUUUCGACGGGUCGUCGGUGCUAUUGUCACCCUUGCCAGCCCUCUCUCUACUAUCACGUUAUCACGACUUAUUGACAUCCCACAAAGCACAAUCGACGACAGGCUCGACAUGCUUCACUCAGUUCUCAGCAUUCCAAAAUCCCCAGAUGCCCCAGUCAGGACACUGCACUUGUCCUUUAGGGACUACCUCGUCGACACAGCGACUCGUGCGCAAAAUCCAUUCUGGAUUGAUGAAAAGGCUGUCUCAAGGAACUUGGCCAGACGCUGCUUCGGAUUGAUGCGAGAUCACCUCAGACCUGACAUCUGCACAGUUCAAAAUCCCGGAACACGUCGCUCGGACAUGGAUCGUAAACUGAUCGAUGAGCGUUUGCCGGGCGUGGUGCAGUACGCAUGCCUGCAUUGGGUGUACCACCAGGAGUUGGCUGGCCUCGAGGAGGAGGAUAUCAUGCUUGUCUAUAUCUUCUUAACCCACCAUUUCCUUGUCUGGAUCGAGGCUUUGACACUGAUUGACCGUGCGUGGCAAGUCUCGCAGCUGAUCACCAACUUGCAGACAGCCCUGUCUCAGUCACAGUCGCAAUCCCAGAACGCUCAGCGGCUUUCCGAGUUCCUUGCUGAUGCCAUGCGCUUCCUGGUUUCCAACGCGACUGGCAUCAAUCUCGCUCCGUUACAGGUGUAUUCAUCUGCACUUGUCUUUGCGCCAAAGAAUAGCCCCAUUAGACAAGCUUUCAGGAGUCAGAUUCCCCCGUGGAUUACUCUAGUACCAUUAGUGGAGCCCGACUGGGACACCUGUUUGAGAGUUCUAGAAGGCCACCAAGCUCCUGUUAACGCCGUGGCCUUUUCACUGGAUUCCUCAAUCCUUGUCUCAGCUUCUCUGGAUCAAGCUGUCCGAGUCUGGAACUGGGACACAGGAGAGUGCAUCUACGAACUCAAAGGCACCCGUGCUCCCAUUUGUGCCACGGCUCUAUCGCCAGAUGCAGAGGUUGUAGCGGCUGCUGCUAUCAAUGGAAUCAUCCGCAUCUGGAGUCUGGCAACAGGGGCUUGCGUGCACGAGUUGAUGGCAGAUAACGGCGAGAUCUCCUCAAUGGCCUUUUCGGCCGACUCCAGGUUCUUAUCAGCGGUGUCAAGCGACAUGGCCAUAUACUCCUGGAGCCGGGAUACGGGAGCAUGCGUGCAGGAACUCAUGCCACCGGGCGGCAUGGUCCGUGAAGCGAUCUUGUCGCCCGAUCUGAAGACUAUUGUCUCGUACGGCAAUGGCAUACCAACCAAGCUUUGGAAUUCCGGCACAGGCCAGACCUCGUUCACUCUUGACCGUUAUGAAAGGGCCUUAAUCUCGCCUGAUUCAAAUAUGGUGCUAGCAUACUUCUAUUUCGAUAUCUAUGGCCGAGGUGGUUACUCCUGGAGCUCCAAGUCCAUGCAUGUCUGGGGUCGAAACAGCGGUGCACUUCUCUGCGAGCUGACAGACGACGCCGGAGAAGGCCCAGGAACCGUUGAAGUCGCUGCCUUCUCUCCCGAUUCGGAAACGAUAGCCACGGGUUCGGUCAAGAAAGUUCAGAUCUGGAGCUCCGCAACCGGCAGAUGCUUGUCCUCUUUCGACAAUCUUCCGUCGGAUGUCAAAAGACUGGUCUUCUCGCCUGACUCGAAAUUUUUGGCCUUGGCCUUACUCAACUCGACCAUUCAGAUUUGGAGCCUGUCUGAGAAUGCUUGUGUCAAUAUCCUCCAAGGCCACUCGGGUCUCAUAAACUCGAUACUCUUCUCCCCUGACGGCGCGGUUCUCGCAUCCUUCUCCAUGGACCAGACCAUCCGGAUUUGGGAUUGGAAGCGAAGUGUUGAUGAGCCACACCACCCUUUCGGAACAAUACAUCAAAUCAAGUUCUCUCCUGACAACACCGCGAUAGCAACAGUGUCAGUUGAUGACAUGCUUCGAAUAUGGAAUACCAACACAGGAGAAUGUCUACACGAGCUUUCAACCAUGGAGUAUGAUAAAACCAAGCUUUCAAUUGUCUUCUCUGAUGACUCAAGCCUCGUCGCGCUGGGGCAGUCUGCCAAAACCUCGAGUGUCUGGAAUACAAGGACCGGGGACUGCGAAUGGCAGUUUGAGGAUGCGCUGGGGUCCAUUCGCCUUGCCAUCUCUCCAGACUCGCGAAGCAUCGUCACGGGUUUGAAUGGGUAUGGCGAGAUCCGUGUCUGGAACCGCAGGGGCAUGAAUUUUGAGGUUCAGGACGUCUUUCCGACCACCGGAUAUGAGAUUCUGCACUUGGCCUUGUCCCCUUGCUCCAAAUUUAUGGCAGCAAGCAUUCGCCCAACGCACUACCUCGACAGCGCGGCAGGGAAAUUCCACCUCUGGAACCUACAGACCAAGAAGCUCAUUGUCGACCAAAAUAGCACCUCGGGGCCUCGUGAGCUCAACUUUGGAAAUGUGUGGUUCUCGGCCGAUGGCGCUUUGGUGGCAACAGAUUUGGAAGGCAGCCUGUGUAUAUGGAGGUUGCCAGAAGGACGGUUCAUCUCGAAGCUUAAAGAAGGGACCAACGCGACCUUGGCAAAGGUGCCCUUCGCAGCAUUCUCGGAAAAGGGACCAUACGUGGCGACUACUACGUCAUAUGCGACUACUCUGGACAGCCGCGUCCCUGUGCCGUGGGCCGAGGUUUGGAACUGGAAGACCGAGGAGCGUCUAUUCAAAGUUAUGGAUCUUACUCAUGCGAUUCAUCAUCUCUCGUUCCUCCCCGGCGAGAGAGGCCUUCUCACAAGUGUCGGAGAGUGUCCCCUCCCAUCUGACGUGCAUGGCCUGAUACCUACCCGGUCUCAUCAAGUCAUUCACUUCCGUCAAGAACUUAGAGUCGAUGUCAGGACAUGCUGGGUCAAGUGGCUAGACCACGACAUACUAAAAUUGCCGACCGACUGCCGAGACUGUCAAUACUCGGUGUUGGGGUACACUCUUGCGAUCGGAUGCAAAGCUGGCAGAGUCAUCAUUAUUAGGUUUGAUAGGAGAAUGCUUGAGAGGUUGCGGAUUUUGACACAGACUGAGUAG
Molecule: messenger RNA, 4524 nt
Organism: Fusarium falciforme
Lineage: Eukaryota; Fungi; Ascomycota; Sordariomycetes; Hypocreales; Nectriaceae
Product: NACHT domain-containing protein
Exons: 3
Coding region: 1-4524 (1507 amino acids)
Molecular function (GO): protein binding
Source: RefSeq, a predicted model, not a curated record